Silurus meridionalis is the source of this 2773-nucleotide messenger RNA. It is a transcript of the gene patl1, whose product is annotated as PAT1 homolog 1, processing body mRNA decay factor. Gene Ontology annotation, molecular function: RNA binding. Gene Ontology annotation, cellular component: P-body. The record is from RefSeq and is a predicted model, not a curated record. Gene Ontology annotation, biological process: P-body assembly; deadenylation-dependent decapping of nuclear-transcribed mRNA. Lineage: Eukaryota; Metazoa; Chordata; Actinopteri; Siluriformes; Siluridae.
GUGACGUAGAAAAAUGGCGGCGCAGGGCGCGCUCCCGAGCUGGCGGCGGCGCGCGCGUUCACGCGGAGAUUCUGAGAGCUGCGUAACAUGCGCGCGGGGGGGAAUCGAGCUUGCGAACACCUCCUUUAGACCCCAUACAUGUUCCGUUUUCAGUCCUUUGAUGAUGACUGCACCCUGGAGGAGGAGGAGGAGGGUCUGGUAGGGGAAGAAGAGGAAAUCGACCAGUUCAACGAUGACACGUUUGGUGCCGGAGCCAUCGAUGAUGACUGGCAGGAGGAGCAUGCACGCCUGGCCGAGCUGGAUGAGAGAGACGGGUUAUUGGGAGGAGGCGACGCGUCGUCCGUGGUCCCUCCUCCGCCCGAGAGCGUCCCUCUCCCGUCUUCUCUUCCCCCUCUCCCGUCUUCUCUUCCCCCUCCUUCCACGUCCUCCCUCUCUCUGCUCGGCUCUGAGGACAAGGCCGGGGGAGAUUUGGCCGAGUCUUUGGCUCACCUCAUCCUCGACUCGGAUCCUGCCAUCGCAGAGGUGGGUGCGGCCGAGCUGGACAGAUCCCACCUUCCCCCGUCAGCACUGACCAAUCAGGCUUUACCUGCGGGUUUGAGUGGCAUGUCCCACUCGCUGCUCAGCUACCAGCAACAACAACACCUCCUGCACAGAGGGACAGUGCCACUGCAGCAGAUGAACUCGCACAGUAUUUGGGAGAACAACAUAGGCUUUGGUCCUGUUAGUGUUACACAUGGACUCGUCACGCACAUGGAGGAUUCUCCUUUAAUGUCCAUGAUGAAAGAACUUCCAAAACGGACUCCUCCAAUUAGCAGGGAGGAGGGGCGUGUGUCUGAAAGAGUCCCGCCCCCUCGUUCCUCCUCACCCGUAAUUGGAAGUCCUCCUGUCCGAGCGAUACCGAUCGGAACUCCGCCCAAACAGCCCAUGAGCCACGCCCUGAAUCAGCAGAUUCACCAUCCGACUGCGGUGCAUGUCAGAGCUCCAGUUCCUCACCGUUUCCCUCCUCCCUUCCCCGAGCGCCUCUCACCCAACACCCUGCUGAACAUGGCUAACUCUCCUCUGUGUCGUCCUCCGUUCCCGGCUGGAGUCGCUCCUGUCCUCUCUCAGAUACAGCGAGCACAACUGCUCAACUCUCAGGUGGGUCCAUUUUCCCGUGGUCCUGCUCCUCCCAUGCUGCCUGGUGCUGCUGGAGGCUUUAGGCCUUACUUUGGGCAGCCGCCUCCUAGAGUGGGUCUUCACGGCCCUCACGGCCCUCAUCCUAACCACGCCCCUCCACCUAUCCGCCACAACACCACCCACCUCCACCCCCAGCACCGCAGGAUGCUCACGCAGAGGAUGCAGAGCAGAGGUGGUGCGAGAGUUGGAGGAGGAGGGGACAGGAGGAUCAGGGACCCCUACAGUAAUCUGAUGACUCAGAAGGAGAAGGAAUGGGUGGCUCGCAUUCAGAUGAUGCAGCUGCAGAGCACUGAUCCUUACCUGGACGACUACUACUACCAGAAUUAUUAUGAAAAGAUGGAGAAACGUCAGGAGCGAGAUCGAGACAGCAGCAGGAAGGAGCAUGCCACCAAACUCAUCACUCCUCAGGUGGCCAAGAUUGAGCACACCUACCGCCCAGUGCAGUUCGCCGGUUCUCUGGGUAAGCUCACCGUGUCCAGUGUGAACAAUCCGAGGAAGAUGAUAGACGCCGUGGUGACGAGUCGCACCGAUGACGAGGAGAAGAGAGAGAAGCAGGUGUGGAAUAAGAGACGGCAGAUCCUCUACACUGUGGAGAAGAUGUACAGUCUGCUUCUGGAGGUUCAGGACUUCGAGAAGAAGUUUCUUCAAACCCCAGAAGAGGAAAGAGAAGCUCUGCUGGAGCAGCACAAAACCAACAUGCUGCAGCUCUACAACUCGCUGCGAGAGAAGGAGUGGGACAACAGAGUGAAUGAUGAGCAGUGCUUGAUGAUCAUGUCUGUGCGUAAAGGAAAACGCCUCAUCGCUAGGCUCCUCCCCUUCCUGCCUUCAUCCCAAGCUGCUGUGGUCGUCAUGGGAAUCGCUCGCAAUCUUCCUGCUCUGGCCAAGAAGGACAAGCAUGAUCAGGUGCUGUGCUGGUUGGUGGAGCCGGUUGCAGGUGUGAUCCAUUCCAUGUCGAGCUCCGCCCUCACUGACCUGCUGCAGGAGCUGCAGGGGAGCGACGGCCACUUUCCCCGCGUGCUGCAAAACAAAUUUGGUGUGACGCUGCUUUACCUGAUCCUGAGCGAGGGAGAGAGAAUGCAGAGCUCCGAUCCCAACUGUCAGCUCAUGGAUGAUAACCGCUGGACGGAGUUGGUGUUCUCAAUAACGAGGGAGCUGCUCCAGGUUCCCUCCUCCUCCUUGUCUCCUCCUCUCUUCACCCCGCCCAACCUCCUCUCUCUCUUCUCUCGCUACGUCGACCGCCAGAGGCUCGAGCAGCUGCAGGAGAAACUACAGAUCACUGCCUUGUCCAGGUAGAAGUUACUUCAAUCAUCGUGUCGCUGUCCACAGAAUGUGUGUGUGUGUGUGUGUGUGUGUGUGUGUGUGUGUGUGUGUGUGUGAGAGAGAGAAUAUAUAGGGCUCAUAAUUAUUUUAAUCCAUCAUAAAACUGUCUGUGUUUUUUUUUUUUUUCCUAUUUUUCCAGGUAGGGGUGGGUGUGUGUGUGUGUGUGUGUGUGACUGCGUCUAAUGAAGGCAGAGAUGAAUUAUCUGCAUUUUUAAAUAUGUUGUUGACAUGAAGCCUGUGAUAAAACCUGAAAUUAAAAGUAUUUCUAUUGUAUAAA